GUCUUGCUUCGGAGCGAGUGAAUCUACUUCUCCAGCCUUUGACAGACGGGGAAAGCGUGUGCAGUGGCAUUGGUGUCCGUCUGGCCGCUCUUGCUGGUCGGUCCUUGUCAAUCGUACGGCUGACUGUUCCGACGAGGCAACCGAUUCGGCCCGAUCCGGUUUUCUUCGUGCUCGAGCAUAGUACGAUUGUGUAAACGACCGUACUACGUACAGCGUAUUCUCGUCAGUUGCGUGCGCUGACUUUGCCGGCGAGAGCAAGCCAGGGUUUGAAGGCGGUGUCGAUUGUGUGUAUUAGGCACCAUUGCCUCGCAUAAAGUUUUACAUUCGGUCCGCCAACGUAGGCUCAGUUGUACGGUUGCAAACUCGUGUCUACCGAUCGAGUGCCAGUGCGACGUCAGUCGGGCGUGCUACACGGGUGUAUUAUCCACGACUGUGUGCCUAUAGAAUGUGUGUAUGUGCGUAACGUGUGCGUAGAGGAAAACAAAUUCGUCGCUGCUGGGGCAAGAAAGAGAUAGAGGAGAGAAGAGUGGGAGAACCGAGGCGGCCGUGAAUCCGCGAUACGUGGCUGCGUUCACGCCGCCGCAUAUUCCACACGGCACGACACGAAACACGACGACGUCAGCCCAGACUACGAGAGGAGAGAGGCGCGUAUCAGCACGCCUUCCGAAUUAUUACGAAUUCCUAUAGCUUUGACGCGCCUUUUGGCGCGUACAGCCUCCUCGUUCGGUCGACUUCCUCGACCUCCUCGUCGCCACUAUGGCGGACGACGAGGUUCUCUUCGACGAGGUUUACGAGCUCUGCGAGAUUAUCGGCAAAGGACCAUUCAGUGUUGUUCGGAAAUGCAUUCAUCGGCAGACGGGGCAGACAUUCGCCGUAAAAAUAGUCGACGUUGCAAAGUUCACCUCCAGUCCUGGUCUAAGUACAAACGAUUUGAAGCGCGAGGCCACAAUAUGCCAUAUGUUGAAACAUCCCCACAUUGUAGAGUUGCUCGAGACCUACAGUUCGGAGGGUAUGCUGUACAUGGUAUUCGAAUAUAUGGAUGGCUCUGAUUUAUGUUUCGAGGUUGUUCGAAGAGCGACUGCUGGAUUCGUGUACAGCGAAGCAGUUGCCAGCCAUUACAUGCGACAGAUCCUGGAGGCGUUGCGCUACUGCCACGAGAACGACAUAAUUCAUCGUGAUCUAAAGCCGCAAUGCGCCCUCCUGGCGGGCAAGGAAAAUUCCGCACCGGUGAAGCUACGCGGGUUCAGCGUCGCCGUGCAACUUCAGUCGUCGCAGGCAAACGGCGUCGAGUGUUACACGACCGAGUAUGGGCAGUGUCUGAGCCCAAAGGGGCAGCUCUACUUGAAGGUCGACAGCGAGGGUCGCGUGGGAUGUCCACAUUUCAUGGCACCGGAAGUGAUCCAGCGCAGACAAUACGGGAAGCCUGGUGACGUCUGGUCAGCGGGGGUGUUGCUUCAUAUAUUGCUAACUGGCACACUACCGUUCGUGGGUUCUCGAGACAAACUACGGGAAGCGAUUUGCAGAGGACGAGUGCAGAUGGAAACGCCUCUGUGGGAUUGCAUUAGCGAACCAGCAAAGGAUCUCAUACAGAGGAUGCUCACGACAGACGUAAAUCACAGGAUCACCAUACAGGAAGUCCUCAACCACAAAUGGCUUAGAGAUCGUGACAAGGGCGUGGCCCGAAUACAUUUAAGCGAUACUAUAGAAGAGCUUAAGAAAUUUAACGCGAGACGAAAAUUGAAGGAAGCUGUGAAAGCGGCGGUUUCGUCGCAAAAGUGGCACACCGCGUACUCGGAAGUAAAUGGCGACAGUUUUUUCGACUCCGGAGACGAGGAAGUCAUGACCACAGGUGCUGUAGCUGAAAUUUUGGACUCUUUGGACGACAUCGAGGUACUUCAAGAGAGUGGAAGACUGACGCGUAGCGAAAUUCUGAAUGCGGUCGAUGAUUAUCGCCUUCGAGCAAUUUUAGAGCUGUACGAUAAGAUUUCGGCUCGGGUUUCAACGCCGUGUCGAGCGCCGCAGACAGAUGCCGUUCAACGUGCGCGGGAAGUUGAAGAGCUUCUUCGGGAAAUUGAACAUUCAGCAAUACGAAACAUCGACAGGGCCGAUCUUCGGGAGCUCUACGAACUUUUGGUCCAGCCGCAUAUGAGGGCGCUUCUGCAAGCGCACGACGUUGCUGGACACGAAGUUUACGGCGAAGAAGCCACCAGGGUGACGCCGCCGCCUCUGCUUCCUUAUUUGAACGGUGGCGACGAUCUCGAGGGACAAAACGGUGACCUGGACCUCGAAAACGUCACGCGCGUCAGGCUGGUCCAGUUCCAGAAGAACACCGAUGAGCCAAUGGGAAUCACGCUAAAAAUGAACGAGGAUGGAAAAUGCGUGGUGGCAAGAAUUAUGCACGGUGGCAUGAUACAUAGACAAGCGACUCUCCAUGUUGGUGACGAGAUCAGAGAAAUUAACGGAAUACCAGUGGCCAAUCAAUCUGUCAAUGCCUUGCAAAAGAUACUCCGUGAAGCACGAGGAUCAGUGACCUUCAAAAUCGUGCCAUCUUACAGGAGCGCGCCACCACCCUGUGAGUUGUUCAGGAUUAAGCCUCUGCCAGUGUUAAUUUUCGUUCGAGCGCAAUUUGACUAUGAUCCGUUGGAGGACGAGCUGAUACCUUGCGCGCAAGCUGGAAUCGCGUUUAAAACCGGCGACAUCUUGCAGAUCAUUAGCAAGGAUGAUCCUUAUUGGUGGCAGGCGCAGAAGGACAACGCGGCCGGUUCCGCGGGCUUGAUACCUUCGCCUGAACUUCAGGAACGACGUAUCGCGUACAUGGCAGUGGAGAAGAACAAGCAGGAACAAGAUGCUGAAGGAGAAGGAGGAUGUUCUUCUCACACCGAAGGCUGCGACGGUUCGACAGUGAAUUGCUCAAUAUUUGGCCGAAAAAAGAAGCAAAACAAGGAUAAGUAUCUCGCGAAACACAACGCAGUGUUCGACCAGCUGGAUCUGGUCACCUACGAGGAGGUCGUUAAGCUUCCAUAUCCUGCAUUCCAGCGAAAAACACUAGUGUUAUUAGGAGCACACGGCGUUGGUCGCCGGCAUAUAAAGAAUACAAUUAUCGCAAAGCAUCCCGACAAAUAUGCCUAUCCUAUUCCACAUACAACGAGGCCUCCGCGGAACGAUGAAGAGAAUGGUCGCAAUUAUUAUUUCGUACCGCACGACGAAAUGAUGUCAGACAUAGGCGCUAACGAGUACCUUGAAUACGGUACACACGAAGAUGCUAUGUACGGAACAAAGCUCGAAACGAUUCGCACAAUUCAUGAAGAGGGGAGGGUGGCGAUAUUGGAUGUCGAACCGCAAGCAUUGAAAGUGCUACGCACGGCAGAAUUUGCGCCUUACGUCGUCUUCAUCGCUGCUCCGGUGUUCCAGAAUAUUACCGACUGCGACGGGAGCCUGGAGAAGCUCGCGAAGGAAUCGGAUUCGCUGAAACAGGCGUACGGGCACUUCUUCGAUCUGACGAUCGUGAACAACGACAUCGAGGAGACGAUCGCGCAAUUAGAGGCAGCUAUUGAGCGGGUCCACACGACACCGCAGUGGGUACCCGUCUCCUGGGUCUACUGACAGCGAACCACGCCAAUUCGUUACAACACCAACGCGGAUUGCAACGGCUCGUCGAAUGUGAAACAAUGAUCGUCGGAUCGCUAUUCACCGAACGACCGGUCCAAUUGCGAUCGUUUCGCUGCGACCAUGGUAACUCCGUAUGCGCGUGGCCGCGCGAACUCGCGGUGCUCGCAGCAGAUCGUGGUCGUAGCCGAUUCGGGACAGACAGGCACGUAUAUACACGUCGGACCAAUCGAACGAACAAACGAAUGAUACAACUUGCCGUCGAUCCUUCGACCGAUUUCUGGCAUGACGUCGACGCAAACGCGUGACUUUGGCCGUGUGUUCAUCAAGUUUUAUCAUUGCUGCUGCAUUACUACUAUUAUUAUUAUUACUAUUAUCAUUGCUAUCACCGUCGCCUGGGGAGAAAGAGACGAAGCUUGAACGAUGUGGAUCCCCCGGGGGGGACGCAGAACACGACAAUCAAAAAGCAGAGAUCACAACUUUCGAUUUCGAUGCGUAAGGUUAAUCAGCGUUCCUCGAAGCUGAAAGAAAAAAAAACUACAUACUUAUUCGAACGGUAUCGGUAUACGAAUCGACGAAUCGUAAUCGACAACGGAUCAGUCUCCUCGCGAUUAUUACGAUUACAUGGUUUUCUCUCUUUUUCUCUUCACCACCUUUCUGCUUUUACUUUCUCACUGUCUGUCUCUCUUUCUCUGUUUAUUCCGCUAUUUUCUUUAGCAUUUCUCGAAGACAUUCCUCGCGCCACGUUAGUGCGCGGACACGAAUUUAUCACAGUAUUCGUCACCCUGUGCGAUCCGUACGUAGCGAUACGAUGGAAUACAAUGGGAGUAUUUACCAAAGAGUAUAAAAUGAAAAGAAAAAUGCACAGUCCGCGAUACACCUGUGAAGAAUUACACCGAAGAGGAUUAGAAACAAAAGGGAACGGUCGUUCGUGCUGUUCGUGAAUGUUGACCGAGUGGACACGCUUGUACCGUUAUUCCAAAAUUGUGUCAAUCGACUAUUCGUAACCUACUAUUGCCUCCUAUCGUACUCUCUUGUAACUAUUUACACGAAAUGAAAAAAAAUACUAGGGCAGCGCUGUUCGAUAGUCUAAAACGCUAAUCCCAUCGUAAUAGUCAAUCUGUUUGUUCGAGUUUGAAGGAAAUUGGACUAUCGACAACUAGUCGUUUACUUGUAAUUUUAAGCAGUAGGGGAAACUUCGCCGAUUUCGUCUAGUACUUCUAACAUCUGACGGGAGUUCGUCCUCGACGAACCCUCGUGCGCGUAUAUGCGCGAGCGCUAACUCUUCUUUGAACGGUAAUCGUAUCUUUUGUCUCCGAUUCGGACGUGUCUAACUUCCGUUUACGCCGUUUGCAAACUUUCCACGUGGCUGCGUUCAACUUCUCGCCCAGAUCUGCGACGUCCAGCUACGAAUAUCCUCUCAUGUUGUUCCUUUCGUUCUCAGAACGUACCUACUCUAGACUCGAUUGUUCAUCGAAACACACCGAUCAACGACAUCGCUUUUUUCUUUCCAGUUUCAGUUCCGUUCGAGCGAACGUAGGUACACGCGUUAGGUGGACGUCCUAGAAUCGACGCCGAUUUUGACCAGACUACUUUUCCCCGCGAUUACGUUGACACACGAGACACACGUACACACGUCAACUGGUAAUAUCACUCGGUUCGCAUUGCACCCUUGUACAAAGCGCAUAAUUGAAUGACGAAGUAACAAAACGCGGUUUACUAUACGAUAUUUAUAACACGUAAACUCAAGUAAAUAGAUAGAUAUACCAGAUAUAUGAAAUAAUACGAAACACCGUCUCGCAUUAAAUGA
Molecule: messenger RNA, 5416 nt
Organism: Colletes gigas
Lineage: Eukaryota; Metazoa; Arthropoda; Insecta; Hymenoptera; Colletidae
Gene: CASK
Product: peripheral plasma membrane protein CASK
Exons: 22
Coding region: 757-3603 (948 amino acids)
Biological process (GO): regulation of neurotransmitter secretion; protein phosphorylation
Cellular component (GO): cell-cell junction; plasma membrane
Molecular function (GO): ATP binding; signaling receptor binding; protein kinase activity
Source: RefSeq, a predicted model, not a curated record